Molecule: messenger RNA, 2565 nt
Organism: Sinocyclocheilus grahami
Lineage: Eukaryota; Metazoa; Chordata; Actinopteri; Cypriniformes; Cyprinidae
Gene: cry3b
Product: cryptochrome circadian regulator 3b
Exons: 15
Coding region: 223-2148 (641 amino acids)
Biological process (GO): entrainment of circadian clock by photoperiod; negative regulation of DNA-templated transcription; circadian regulation of gene expression
Cellular component (GO): cytoplasm; nucleus
Molecular function (GO): DNA binding; FAD binding
Source: RefSeq, a predicted model, not a curated record
UCGUGUCUGUGCUCAGGAUGUCUGCGCAUGCGCAGUGCGCUGAAGCGUUAUGUAAACCUGUUCUGAUUUAGCCCGGUUUUAUGUAAGUGGACUUUGGAGGACUGAGCGGGUCUGCAGCGGUUCUGCUGGCACAUCUUCAUAAACGCUGAUGAUUUUAUAACAUAAACGCAUUUGCCCGCAUCAGUAACGCCUCAGGUUCAGCUUCUGCUUGUGAUCCGCAUCAUGUCUGUUAACUCCAUCCACUGGUUCCGGAAGGGUCUGCGUCUGCACGAUAACCCGGCUCUGCUGGAGGCCGCCAGGGGCUCCGAUACGCUGCGCUGUGUUUACUUCCUGGACCCCUGGUUCGCCGGGGCCUCCAACCGCGGCGUCAACCGCUGGAGGUUUCUGCUGCAGUGUCUGGAGGAUCUGGACUCCAGUCUUCGUAAACUCAACUCCUGUCUGUUCGUCGUCCGCGGUCAGCCGGCGAACAUCUUCCCUCGCCUCUUCAAGGAGUGGAAGGUGUCUCGGCUGACGUUCGAGUGCGACUCGGAGCCGUUCGGGAAGGAGCGAGACGCGGCUAUAAAGAAGCUGGCGUCUGAAGCGGGAGUGGAGGUGAUCACGAAGAUCUCACACACGCUUCACGACCUGGACAGGAUCACGGAGCUGAAUGGCGGUCAGCCGCCGCUGACGUACAAGCGCUUCCAGACGCUGGUGAGCAGCAUGGAGCCGCCGGAGCCUCCGCUGGAGCCGCUGAGCCGAGAGCUGCUGGGAAACUGUGUGACGCCCGUCAGAGACAACCACAGAGAGAGAUACGGAGUCCCCCUGCUGGACGAGCUGGGGUUCGACACUGAGUCUUUGGAUCCUGCUGUUUGGCCCGGAGGAGAAUCAGAGGCGCUGAUGAGGUUGGAGCGACACCUCGGACCCGACUCUAACAUGGCGUGGCAGGAGAACUUCGAGCGUCCAAAGAUGAACUCCAGUCCGCUGCUGGCCAGUCCGCUGGGCUUGAGCCCGUACCUGCGCUUCGGCUGCCUGUCCUGCCGCCUGUUCUACUACAAACUCACAGAACUCUACAACAAGGUGAAGAAGAACGGAAGCCCGUCGAUCUCUCUGUACGACAAGCUCUUAUGGAGGGAGUUCUUCUAUACGGCGGCCAGCAACAACCCGCGCUUCGACCGCAUGGAGGGAAACCCCAUCUGCAUCCGCAUCCCGUGGGACAGGAACCCCGAGGCGCUGGCCAAGUGGGCCGAGGCCAAGACGGGCUUCCCGUGGAUCGACGCCAUCAUGACCCAGCUGCGUCAGGAGGGCUGGAUCCAUCAUCUGGCACGGCACGCCGUGGCCUGUUUCCUGACGCGAGGAGACCUCUGGAUCAGCUGGGAGGAGGGCAUGAAGGUGUUCGAGGAGCUGCUGCUGGACGCUGACUGGAGCGUGAACGCCGGCAGCUGGCUCUGCCACUCCUGCAGCUCCUUCUUCCAGCAGUUCUUCCACUGCUACUGUCCCGUGGGCUUCGGACGCAGGAUCGACCCCAACGGAGACUUCAUCAGACGUUACUUACCCGUGCUCCGAGAUUUUCCAGCCAAGUUCAUCUACGACCCCUGGAACGCGCCGGACGACGUGCAGCGCGCCGCCAAAUGCGUGAUCGGCGUGGAUUAUCCCAAACCCAUGGUGAACCACGCCGAGGCCAGCCGCCUGAACAUCGAGAGGAUGCGGCAGAUCUACCAGCAGCUCUCCAGAUACCGCGGACUCAGUCUUCUCGCAACUGUUCCGUCUAACCACAUGGAGGUCGUGGGCGUAAAUGAAGCUCAAGGAGCAGCGGCGCCCCCUACACAGCGGAGGAUACAGAGCGGCACUUUGUCUCACCGGGUCAGGAGAGAGCAGCCUGGACCGGGCGGAGCGAAACAUCGCAGCGCAAGACACCGACACGCCCUCAGCCACCGUACGUCACCUUACACCACCCAGAGCGACCUCACGAACCACGACCACGAGUUUGCCGUUCCACAACAACCAGGGCGUCUGAUUUGGCCGGUUGGGGGCGGGACUGGAAGGAGAGAAAGGGAGGCGGAGCACAACGGUUGCCAUGGUGACGACGGCCCCUCCUCCUCUUCAGUGCUAAAAGCCCAAGAUGAUGAGAACAGGCAGGAAGACACGGGGGGCGUGGCCUUCUCUUCCUAAGCUCCACCCACUGAUGGAUUCGCAAAAUGUAUUACAAACUUUCCUCGCGUGUUAAACACAUACAUGAGUAACUCGAAAUGGUUUGUCCGAUCAAAUUGUGGUGAAAAUGUCAUUUUAACGUUUUUAGAAAUUUUAUAAUAUAAAAUUCUAAAAUUUACAAUUAAAUAAAAUUUAAUUAUUAUCCCAAAUAUUGAUUUUACAAAUCAGAUGUAAAUACUGUCUUCGUGUCAUUAAACCUUUAAGCUAAAGGUCCUUUCACACCAAACUUUAAACGAACGAGUGCAACGAAUAUUCGUCAGCUUGAACGAAAAGCUAAACAUUUUAAUAACUCCUGAUUUAUAUUUGCAAAUGUAGUUGACGAAAACGUUAACCAAAGCUCAAGUCUUAUUGGCCAGCACAUUUCCGUCACAAGUUGCG